UUUUUUUUUUAAUUAUAAUUUUGUUUAAUUAAAUAUAAUAAAUAUCAAGUGAAUAAAUGCAACGAAUAUUUUAUACAAAUAAUAAAAAAGUUAUGCUAAUAAUAAAAACAGUCAAGUGAAUAUUGUGAUAAUAUUAAAAAUGAAAUAUGAAAAAAUAAAAUAAUAAAAAUUAAUAAUUAUUAAUUAAUUUAAAAAAUGGAUGUUUAAUUGUUUGGCAAAAAUGUUGCCAAAGAAAAAUCAUCAUUGUUUUAUAAACCUUUGAAAAAUAAUUAUUUUCAAAAAAUAGAAAAAAAAAAAAAAUAGAAAUACCUUGUGAAAAUUGACCAAAGAUUCCAAAAAACAAAAUAAAAAAAACACAAAAAUAAUUAAAUAUUAUUUAUUUAUUUUUAUUUUUAUUUUUUUUUUAUGAAAACUCAUGGUCACUUUGAUGAACAUUAAAUUAUCAAAGAGAUAAAAAAAAAAAAAAAAUCAUUAAAAAUAUUUAAUUGACAUCCACAAUUAUCUAUAAUUAGCUGAUUGUAAACAUGGCACGUAAAAGUGAUAAUUUAAAGUGUAUGAAUAUAGCAGUUGUUGGAUUGUCUGGUACUGAAAAGGACAAAGGACAGGUUGGUGUUGGAAAAUCAUGUUUUUGCAACAGAUUUAUGAGAUCACUCAGCGAUGAUUACAGUGUUGAUCAUAUAUCAGUAUUAUCCCAGUCGGAUUUUAGUGGUCGUGUUGUUAACAAUGAUCAUUUUUUAUACUGGGGUGAUGUUGUUAAAGUUGCUGAAGAUGGUACUGAAUAUCAAUUUCAAGUUAUUGAACAUACUGAAUUUAUUGAUGAUGCAUCAUUUCAACCAUUUAAAGGUGGUAAAAUGGAGCCAUAUCCAAAACGUUGUUCAUCAACAAAAAUAACAAGUGCUGAAAAAUUAAUGUAUAUAUGUAAAAAUCAACUUGGUAUUGAAAAAGAAUAUGAACAAAAAGUAUUACCAGAUGGUAAAUUAAAUAUUGAUGGUUAUUUAUGUAUAUUUGAUGUAAGUAUUGUACCAAAUCGUUCAAUUGAAAAACAAGUUGAUUUUGUAUCAAAUAUACUUAAUAAUUUAAUUAAAACUAAAAAACCAAUUGUACUUGUUACAACUAAAAAUGAUGAUGCUAAUGAACAAUAUGUUAAAGAAGCUGAAAAACUUGUUAUGAGAAAAGAGUACAAAAAUACAAUAUCAUUUGUUGAAACAUCAGCACAUGAAAAUAUUAAUAUUGAUGCUGCAUUUCUAGUCUUAGCACAAAUUAUUGAUAAAAUUAAAAUACGUAGUAAAAUUGUACCAUUUGUUGAAGCAGCUAAAGCACGUAAAGAAUUACUUGAUACAUCAACUGAAUCAUUACAAAGAUUAAUUAAAUUACAUGUUACUGAUUAUCGUGCAUUAUGGUCACAAUCAUCUAAAAAACUUGGUCAACAUAAAGAAUUUAUUAAUUUUGUUGAAUUAUUUGGUAUUGAUGCAACACAAAGAUUAUUUCGUCGUCAUAUUAAAAAAUUAAAAGAUGAACAAAUUGCUAAAAAAGUACAAGGUUAUUUGGAAUUAUUACCGGACAUAUUACAUGACAUUUGUCCAGAUAUUGCAGCUAUUAUAAAUGAAGAAUGGUCUACUGUCCAGCAAUUUAUCAAACAACAUCCUGAUUUUGAUCAACAUUUUUAUGAAUGUCCUGAAGAUAUUUCCUGGGUUGAUUAUGAUUUUGGUGAAAAUAAUACAACUAAAAUUCCAUAUGAAGUUUUAGAAACACCUGAGGCUGAAACUGUUUUUAAAAAUCAUAUUAAUGCACUUCAACAAGAGCAACGAAGACUAGAACUUCCAAAAAGAUGGAAAAAACAGUUUAAACAGCUUCUUGAAGAAACUGGAUACGUAACACCUGGUAAACAUUUAUCAGAAGUUAGAGUUCUUUUUAUGGGACGUGAGUGUUUUGAAGCAUUAUCACCACAUGAUUGUCAGGAUAUUUAUGAUAAUCAUCAGAAGGAAAUAAUUGAACGAGCCAAGCAUAAUUUUCAAGAGUUGUUGCUAGAGCAUGCUGACUUGUUUUACCAUUUUAAGAGUAUAGCACCAUCAGGCACAAUUACGCAAGAUGACAUUAAAGAAAUAACUGAUGCCUUACUCGAUGAUUUUAGAUACAAAUCACUAGAUAGACUUGAUCAAGAUCGUAAAUUAAUGCUAUUUCAACAUCUUGGUUUUGUUCAUUGUCCAAUACGUGAACAUUGUCCAGCAUUUCCAAAUUGUAUGGAUUCACUUAUUGAAAGAAUACUUGGAACAAAAGCACACAGACCCUCUUCAUGGAAUCACAGUAGCCAAUGGCAAUUAACAUCUGAAAAUAAUCAAUUAAAUUUGGUUAUACUUGGUUGUAAUGAUCUUGGAAAUGAAUUUGCACAUGAAAUUAAAAAUCAAACAGAUGAUGAUGAAGUUGAAAUUGAUUGUCAAUUGUAUACACUUGGCUACAGGGUCAUUGAUGGUGAUGUUGGAUUACCUCACAAUUCAUUCACAACAUCGGAUUUUAUGCCACAUGGAUCAUUUUGUAUUUAUGCGAAUGAGGAUUCAUUUGAGUAUAUACGUUCAUCAUUGGAAAAAACAUUAUUAUCAAAUUUAGAACAGGAAGAUAGAUUGCCAUUUCAAGGUCUUCCAAUAGUUAUAAUGUUUAUUCCUGAUAUGAGUAUUGAUGAAUUAGAAUCAAUGAGACUAAGAGAAGAAGGACAAAAUCUUGCUGAUAGUUUACAAUGUCCAUUUAUUGAUGUUUGUUUUGAAGAUAUUGAACAAGACAGACGUUUUCCAAAUUCACUUGUAAAAGAUGCAUUACAACAAUUAAUACAAUCAAUUAAUCAUCGUGCUGGAUUUUUAAAUAUUUAUCAAAGUGUCAUUGAAUGCUUGGAACCUGAUAUAAGGAUAAUAAUGUGUAUGUUUUGUGGUGAUCCAUACUCUGUUGAAAAUGUACUUGGUCCAUUACUUAGUCAUCAGUGUUGUUUUUUAAGUGGUGAAAAAUCAAUUGUACUUGAAACAUUUUUGGGUGAAUCAAAAAGACGUGUUGAAGUUAUUAUAUCAAGUUUUCAUGGUGCAAAUGCAUUUCGUGAUGAACUUGUACAUGGUUUUAUUCUUGUUUAUUCAACAAAAAGAAAAGCUUCAUUAGCUACACUGAAUGCAUUUUCCAUGAAUAUACCAAAUUUACCAAUUCAAAUAAUGGCUGUUACUGAUACUGGUGGUGCUAAUGCAUUUUUUAGUAGUGAUUUAAGUCAUUUGUUGAUUACUGAAGGUAAUGCAACUGCUGAUAGAUUACAAGCACAUUUUAUGACAUCAACAUCUAGUUGUCAACAAAAAACUGCAUUUUAUACGCCAUUUUUUAAAGAAGUUUGGGAAAAGAAACCAGAAAUUGAACAAGCAUUUCAUAUGGAAGAACCUGGUAAUUUAAAUGACAGCGGUGAAGGAACACUUGAGUAUUCAGCACUUCAUCCAAUGCCACCACCACGACAUGAAAGUUAUCAUCUUCAAACACCAGAUGAUGGAAGUGGCUCAGAAUCUUAUGAACAAUUAACACCUGAUGGUGAUUUGGGUGAUAAUGGAAUGCAUGAUCAUUUUAAUAAUCAUCGUGCAACACCAAGUGAUGACAGUGAUAUUUAUAGUCAAGUUGAUUUCCACCGAGAAGAUAGAGAACGUGAGCUUUUAAAAGGUGGUGAUUUUGCAAAUAAAUUAACAGGUUGGGUAAAGGACACGUUCAUGCAUCAUCAGGAGGCAGUGUCAACAUAUUCUCAUCGUUCAUUCACCACUGGACGACGUCAUAUACCACAGACAAAAUCACGACCCAAGGGAAAUAGUCAAACACUGAAGCAACCGGGAAAAAUAAAUCUCAAAGAUUUUUCCAAUGUGACUGAUGCAAUUGCACGAAUGAAUACAGGUGAAAAAGCAUACAGUGAUUCGGAUUCUGAAUGGAGUUCUUUAGAAAGACAAAGAGGUGUUACUGAUGUGUUAGCUAAAUCCAUAAAAAAACCAGCAACCCAUAAACGAAUACGUAAAAAACGUGCUGCAAUACCAGUCGCAACACCAAAAGUACCAUCUCUUGCAAGUAUGGGUGGUAAUGAUGGAAUUGUUGGCUUGAACUACAGCAUCAAAGAGGAUAAAAAUUGGCGUAUUGAUCCAACUGAACGAGUAUCAAGUGAAACCCCGGAUAGUUCUGAAUCAAGUGAGCCUGAACAUGGCACGAGAUCAAGAAUAAAACUGAAUAAACACGCGUCGGUUAGUGUGAGAAAGACAUAUGGAAAUUCAGCUGCAACCCUACAGCAUCCAUUCAACCUGAAACAUGUCACCCAGGAUAUGUUCAGUGUGUCCUAUGAUGAAUCAAGUCUUGAUGUUUCAUCUCCACGUGAAAUGAAUUCUCCAAGUUUUGGAAUAUUAACAAAGGGUAAAGAAUGUGAAAAAUUAGCAAGAAAAAAAGACAAACAAAAAGCAAAAGAAGAUGAAAAAUUAGAAAAACGACGACAAAAAGAAGAAAAAUUAAAGAAAAAUGCUGAAAAAGAAAAAGAACGUGAAAAAAAGAAACAAGAAAAAAUUAAACAAACUAAAGGAAGUGGUAGUAGUGGUGGUGUAACAAUGUUGGGUCAAUCACAUCAAUCAUUAAUUGAAGAUUUUGCACAAAGUGAAACAAAUAGAAUUCCAUUAUUUUUGGAAAAAUGUAUUAAUUUUAUUGAAGAUGAAGGUCUUGAUUCAGAAGGAAUUUAUAGGGUACCAGGAAACCGUGCUCAUGUUGAAUUAUUAUUUCAAAAGUUUGAAGAAGAUGGAAAUGUUGAUAUUCAUUUGCUUGACAUUCCUGUCAAUGCUGUGGCAACUGCACUAAAAGAUUUCUUUUCAAAAAGAUUACCACCUCUUAUUGACAAAGAACGCAUGACUGAACUCGAAGAUAUAUCUGGUGCAAGAGGUAUUAGUAAACCAAUGUCUGCUACCUGUAUGAAUAUGGAAGAUCGAAGUUGCAGAUUACUUGCUCUCCGUUUGAUGCUCAGUAAAUUAAAUCCAGUUAAUUUUGAUGUUCUUAAAUUUAUCUUUCAACAUUUUGUCAAAGUGGUUGAAAAUUGCAAAUUAAAUAGCAUGGAUAGCAAAAACUUGGCAAUAUGUUGGUGGCCUACAUUACUGCGAAUUGAAUUUAAUGAUCUUGGAAGAUUUGAAGCAAUGAGGCCCUAUCUUGAAGAUGUCGUUCAAACAAUGAUUGAUCAGUAUCCAUUUUUAUUUUGUGACAAAGAAGCUAUUGUCAUGGUUUAAUAUUUAAAAAUUAUAUAAUAAUAAAUAAUAAUCAAUGUGAAUUAUAAAUAUUGACUGUGAAACAAGGACCUAAAUACCAGUGUAUAAAAAUUAACUAUAUUCAGUUAUUAAAAGCUGCUGAAUCAAUUCAUCAUGCUUCGGAAUUUAUCAAUUUAAACAAUACAAAAAUAAUAACAAUAAAAAAAUUUAACCAAGUUUAUCAAUUUUUAACAAAAAAAAUAAAAUAAAAUAAGAAUUUACAAACUUUGGUUUUUGUUUUUUAAAUUAUUAUACAAUUAAAAAAAUUAAAAACUGCGUAUAUUUUCGCUAGUCCAGCUAAAAAAACAUAUUAACAAUUCAAAGAUUUAUAAAUAAAAAUUAAUUUGUCAAACAUAAUUAAUUAGUCAUUGCAUUUGGUUUUUAAAAUCCAGAGCAAUAAAUUUAUCAAAAAAAAAAAAAAAACUAUAAAUCAUAAAGUUUAAGAAAAUGACAAAUAACAAAUUGGUGUAUUUUUUUUUAUAUUAUUAUUAUUUGUAUUAAACUUUUAGUUAUUUAAAUUAAUCGAUUUAAAGGGAAAUCAAGUAAUCAUCAAUAUUUAAAUUUAAGUUUUUUUUUUUUUAUAUAAAUAAGAAUGAGAAUAUGUAAAUUAAAUUAAAAUUGGGAUGAGAUUUGUCGUUAAGCAAAAGAAGAAAAAAAAAAAAAACACAUUAUUAGGUUGUGCCAUGCCGAUCGUAUCAUUAUUAUUAUUUUUUUUUAUCAAAGUACUUGAUCGAUGCACGGCAGUGAUAUACAAUAUUUGCUUACAUCAUUCCGUCUAAUAAAUGAAAUAAUACGUGACUAGUGAGUGUUGUAAGUCAGGUGGAAUAAACGAUAAUUUAUUGGUGAUCAAUUGACACCUAAAUACAUAAAUAAUAAUAAAAUAAAUAAUAUGAAUUACUUAAUGGAAGAUAUUUUAUACUCUACAUUUUUUUGGACAAUCCAUAGAAAAUGAAAAUGAGAAAAAUAAAAAAAAAAAAAACACUUUGAUCAUGUACAUAAUUCAUAAUUUCAUCUGCAGGUUUAAUUAAAAAAAUUUUUCAACGAAUAUUAUCAUUAAAAAAUAGUUAUACACAACAUUUUCAUUUUUGAAAUAAAUAUUAAUAAUAAUUGAAAUAAAAUAAUCAGGGACAAUUUGUCAUUUUUGUAAGAAUUUAAGUAAAAUUUUCUCGACGACCAUUUUUACAGAUUUAAAAAAUAAUAAAUAACAAUUUUUUGAAAUUUAGUCUUUUAAGUAACGGCGCACAAAUAAUUGCCUCCAAAGUAUUGAGAUUUAAAAAAUUAAUAGAAAAACGUGUAAUGAAUUUCAGUGUUGUUUUAGCACCGAAUUUAAUAAAUUUUAUUACAAUAAAAUAAUUUCGCUUAGUAUAAAGAAAAAAAAAAAAAAAGUAUAAAAUUAUAAAAUAGAUUUGGAAUGUUUUUUUUUUUUUCAAAAUACCACCUCGAUGACGUAAAUUAAAACGAAUAAAAUAAAUAAAAAUUGUAUUACACCCUUUUGAUGGAAAACUUUUUAAUGUUAUUUAUUUGUUGUUUCAAUAAAAAUAUUAUUAUUGAGUAUUACGUCUUCGAGGCAGGGUAGAUGCUUCGAUGCUUUAAUCAGUGUUAAUAUUUAUAUAGAAAAAAAAAAAUGAUGAAUUUAUAAUUAAGAGUCGUUUUUAAAUAAUUAAAAGUAAAAAAAAAUAAAAAAAAUUGACGGCUUUUUAUUCGUUUUUUCGUGUAGUUUCGUAAGACGAGAUUUUAUACAUUCGUACGUAUAUAAUACUGUGUAACAAUGUAAUAGAAAUAAAAAAAAAAAGA
Aphidius gifuensis is the source of this 7067-nucleotide messenger RNA. It is a transcript of the gene RhoGAPp190, whose product is annotated as rho GTPase-activating protein 190. Gene Ontology annotation, molecular function: GTP binding; GTPase activity. Lineage: Eukaryota; Metazoa; Arthropoda; Insecta; Hymenoptera; Braconidae. Bases 525 to 5255 code for a protein of 1576 amino acids. Gene Ontology annotation, biological process: signal transduction. The record is from RefSeq and is a predicted model, not a curated record. The transcript has 22 exons.